Molecule: messenger RNA, 2219 nt
Organism: Sinocyclocheilus anshuiensis
Lineage: Eukaryota; Metazoa; Chordata; Actinopteri; Cypriniformes; Cyprinidae
Product: stathmin-2-like
Exons: 5
Coding region: 235-777 (180 amino acids)
Biological process (GO): regulation of microtubule polymerization or depolymerization; neuron projection development; microtubule depolymerization
Cellular component (GO): cytoplasm; neuron projection; growth cone
Molecular function (GO): tubulin binding
Source: RefSeq, a predicted model, not a curated record
AGGCCAGAUUUUUCCCCCUCCUUCCUUCCACACGGCAGUGAAGUGAAGUGCUGCCGGUGGCCAAUCUGCUGUUGCGCGGACUUGAUCAUAAGUUAGCCGCUCCCAUUCCUCACAUCCCUCCGCGCUCCUCAUUGUGCUCUGCUGACUCAGUGCCUUAAGCAUCAUCCGCUCUCAACGCCACUGGCACAAACCUCGACCAUUGUGGAAAUUAAUACGGAUUCAAGAAAGGACACCAUGGCCAAAACAGCUAUCGCAUACAAGGAGAAGAUGAAGGAGCUGUCCAUGCUCUCGCUUAUUUGCUCCUGCUUCAGCCAACAGACACGCAACAACCUUGUCUGUGAGUUUGAAGAUAUGGAAGUAAAACCUAUAAACAAAAGGGCCUCAGGCCAGGCCUUCGAGGUGAUUCUGAAACCACCCUCACCGGUGUCAGACGUGGCCCACAGCAUCACCUCCCCUCCAAAGAAGAGGGAUGUGUCACUGGAGGACAUCCAGAAGAAGCUGGAGGCUGCUGAGAACCGCAGGAGGUCCCAGGAAGCUCAGGUGCUCAAAGUUCUGGCUGAGAAACGUGAGCAUGAGAGGGAUGUGCUGCUCAAAGCCAUGGAGGAAAACAGCAACUUCAGCAAGAUGGCAGAGGACAAGCUCAUUCUGAAGAUGGAGCAGAACCAGGAAAACCGUGAGGCACACCGGGCAGCCAUGAUGGAACGCCUGCUUGAGAAGGAGCGACAUGCUACAAUUGUCCGCAGGAACAAGGAGCUGAGGGAAGAACUAAUAGCGUGAAGUUAUCCUCCUCCUCCUCAUCCAUACCCUUCAUCAGCCAACCUGUCAUCCUAUCCUGCUCACACACACUCACACACAACCACUGGUAAAAACCAAUCAGAACAACUAGUGUCACACUCGUAUACGGUUUGAAUGGUCUUGCUUGAUUUCAUAGAGUAUUGGGAAGACACAAGUAUUAUUUUGUAAAUACAUCUUUUUUAUCUCUCUCUCUCUCUCUCUCACACUCUCUCUCUUUCGUUCUCUCUAUCUGUCUUUCUGUCUAUCAGAUUGAAUGAUAACAAAUCAAAUGUACCAACUCUACAUGAUACAUUAUGUUAAUUUGUUCAUUAUAUUAUUUGUUAAUUUCUCAGUUGGUUUGGUUCAGGCCCGUCUGCUUUGAUCACAUGAAAGGUUUUUGAUGUUGUGAGUAAGCUGCCCGCUUACGUUUGCAGUGUUAAAUGAUGUGACGUUUGGUGUAAUUGUGAAGAAUGCAAAAAGCUUCAGUGCUCAGGCCCCAGAUUUACAUUUUAAAGCGCAAACCUACCCAGACUCAUAAAUAUAUAGUGCACUUACGUUUAUAUACAGCAUGAUCAAGACAUUUCCUGAGCAAAUAGCUUGAAAUAUGAGUACCGAAACAAAUAAAAACAUGUUAAUAGUGUUUCAUUUAUAACCGAAAUCUUCUCUGAACGUCCGUAUUUUAGUUUCAAUGGUUAAUAUCCUUAUGUAGAAUGAAAUCUCUGUCUCUCUUGAAAUGUUACGCACAUCUGCAUGUCUACAUCUGCAAACGUACUCUUUUGUUGGCUGACGUUUGGAAACACUGCACCCUUUCUGGACCCUUUGGACUAGAGUCUAGACAGCUUGACAUAGCCUGCGGUAGAAUACAAAAGAAAAGGAAAAAAUAACCAGCCAGUUCCUACCCUGUUGCUCCCUAUGAGCGAGGUUUUUCUUUUCGUUGACCUGCCCCAUUCCCUUACAUUGAUUCAGGCCUCCGGCACUCAAGGCUGAUGUUUGUCAUCUGUCUCUAGCAGGAGUAGACAUCUUCAUUAGUGCAGUGGGGUAAUUAAGGGAGUCAUAUCUCUCUGAAUGUUCUGACAUCUGGCUUUAUAAAAUAGGUAACAUCUUUACCAGCGGAAUGUAUCCUCAUAGACUCCCAACUACAGCCUUUGACGUGUGACUAUUUUCUAUUUGGUUUAUUUUGGUGUGACUGGAGUGAGUGUGUGCAGGUGUGUGUGUCCACAUUAGGUUGACCCAGCAUUUGUGUCCUUUCUCUCUGGAAGUGAAGUGAUAGGCAGAUGCAGAAUAUGCUCUGAAUGAUUAUGGUUUUAUUUGGAUUUGUUUUUCAAAUCACUGUCUCCUCUAUAAAUAUGCUUGAAGUGUCUCCGGCUGCCAAAAUGGUAUUUUCCCCCUCUCAUUUCUGUGUGUGCAAACUUUGGUGAAAAUAAAGGUUUGGGGUUCUGUGAACA